Messenger RNA from Selaginella moellendorffii, 1533 nucleotides. RefSeq names its product haloalkane dehalogenase. The record is from RefSeq and is a predicted model, not a curated record. Gene Ontology annotation, molecular function: epoxide hydrolase activity. Lineage: Eukaryota; Viridiplantae; Streptophyta; Lycopodiopsida; Selaginellales; Selaginellaceae. The transcript is spliced from 13 exons. Bases 341 to 1489 code for a protein of 382 amino acids.
UUUUAGCCUUUAGGGUGUGAGUAGCCGCCAGUGCUCUUCUUUCUGUGACGCCAGGUGAUGAGAAAAUGAGGAUGAAAAUCAAGGAUGAUUGUUUUUCUAUUUAAGUCUCUGAUGGAUAUCACAAUGGAGAAGAUCAAGUGAUGAGGCACAGUGUCUGCAAAACGAAAAUGAGACCCACUGUGAUUUUUCUACUCUAUUUAAGUCUCUGAUGAUCUCCAAGAAACAUUUCAAGUCCCAACUCUGGAAUUUAGCAUUAGAAAUGUAAAACUUUGAUUCUAUAAACUAAAUCUUAGAUUCUUAUAUGUGCUUGUGUGAACUCUAUGCGCUGUAGAUUUUAGAUAUGAGUAUGGGGAGCCUGGCUGUGCAAUUGGGUUCCUUCCAUGGCGCACAGAUUCUCAACCCAUCUACGGUGAAGAAGAAAUUGAAGAGGAAAUCUUUCUCUUUCUCAAGAGUGAAUGCUCUAUAUGCAGAUGAUGGGGAGAUUGCACCUCAAUCUAAAGGAGAUGGCUUUUCUUUCUAUGGUGGAAAAUAUUCGGAUGAAAGAGAUAAAACAGAUGACUGGUGGGCACGUGGUGAUUUUAUGUAUGCAUACUCUCCUCAAGGAUCAUCAAACACAGUGAAAGAACCUUUGUUUGGUAUGAAAUUGGGUGCACAAUCUCAAAUAUCUUCAAAUGAGUAUCGAUGGUUUUACGUUGAAGAAGGGACAAAUAAUAAUCACACAAUACUGCUUUUACAUGGUUUAUGUUCUCAGGCUUAUUCUUUUAGACAUGUUAUUUCUAUACUUGCCAAAGAUUAUCACGUUAUAGCAGUUGAUUGGUUGGGCUUUGGAUUCUCGGACAAACCAUUAUAUGGUAAUGGAUUUAAUUAUACAACUCAAGAGUAUACAAAUGCGCUUAGCUGUUUGGUGGAUCGAUUAAAAUCAAACCAAAUUUCUAUAGUUGCUCAGGGACAUUUUACACCUCCAGUCGUAGAAUAUAUUAGCGCAAAUCCUUUCAAAAUAGUUAAACUUAUCAUGAUUAAUCCACCAGUAUCUAAAGAACACAGUACUUUACCAUCAAAUCUCUUAGAAUUUACAAAUUUAUUCUUAGGUGAUAUAUUUUCCCAGGAUCCUUUUAAAGCAAGUGAUGGUGCUAUGUCAAGAAUAAGUUAUUAUGCUAUAACAGAGGAGGAUAAAAUGGUUUAUAGAAAGCCAUAUUUAUCAUCAGGAUCAGCUGGAUUUGCACUAAAGUCUGUGAUUAAAAGUUUUAAAAAAGAGUUAAAGGAUUCAAUUUUAUCAGUUCGAUCUUUAUUAACGUCUAAAAACUGGGAAACACCUAUAUAUUUUAUUGGUGGUUUGAACGACAGAUGGCUAAAUUAUAAAUCACUCAAAACCUUUUGUGAGGAGUUCCAAUUUAAACUAAUCACUUUAGACAAGGGUGGACAUCUUCUACAAGAAGACAUUGAAAUUGACUUAGCAAAUAUAAUAACAGGUUUAUUAGAAAGUCCAUAAAAUAACAAAAACCAACCAAUCUAUAUAUAGUCACCAGUUAUAUA